UUUCAAAACAGGAAGUAGAGCGAGCUGUGCCUCGUUCUUCCUCAGUUCUUCUGAAGCUCUUUCUUUAGAAACAUCAGGAAACAGGGGUCUGUGAAGAAGCUGCUGCCACUGUGAGGGUCCCAGGAUUCGCUUCUUUGGCUACGCUUAACAUUCUCCUGACACUUGACCAACAUGGAUUUCAGUAAAUGUCUGUAUAAUAUUGGGGAACAGCUGGGCAGUGACGAGCUGGCCUCCCUCAAAUUCCUGAGCCUGGACUACAUCCCACAAAAGAAGCAAGAACCCAUCAAAGAUGCCUUGAUGUUAUUCCAGAGACUCCAGGAAAAGAGAAUGUUGGAGGAAAGCAACCUGUCCUUCUUGAAGGAGCUGCUUUUCCGAAUUAAUAGACUGGACCUGCUGUUCAACUACCUGAACACCAGCAAGGAAGCGAUGGAGCAGGAGCUUCAGAUACCAGGCAGAGCCCAGAUCCCUCCCUACAGGGUCAUGCUUUUUCAGAUUUCAGAAGAUGUAAACAAAUUGGAAUUGAGGUCGUUUAAGUUUCUUUUGAGCCAGGAGAUCUCCAGAUGUAAAGUGGAUGAUGAUAUGAACUUGCUUGAUAUUUUCAUAGAGAUGGAAAAGAGGGUCAUCCUAGGGGAAAGAAAUUUGGACACUCUGAAAAGAAUCUGUGACCAAAUCAACAAGAGCCUGCUGAAGAAAAUCACUGAUUAUGAAGAAUUAAGCAGAGAGGGAAGAAUGAGCCUUCAAAGAAGUACAGAUGAAUUGUCAAAUGGGGAGGAAUCCCUGGCAAUGAUGGCAUUAUCGGACUCUCUAGAAGAACAGGACAGUGAGUCACAGACAUCGGACAAAGUUUACCGAAUGAAAAGCAAACCUCGCGGAUAUUGUUUGAUCUUUAACAAUUAUGAUUUUAGCAGAGCACGGAAGGAUGUGCCCAAACUUCAGAACAUUAAGGAUAGGAAUGGAACAAACUUCGAUGCAGAAGCUUUGAGUAAGACCUUUAGUGAGCUUCAUUUUGAGAUUGUGAAUUUCAAAGACUCUACAGCAAAGACAAUCUGUGAAGUUCUGAAAUCCUACCAAAGAAUGGACCAUAAUAACAAAGAUUGCUUCAUCUGCUGUAUCCUCUCCCAUGGAGACAAAGGCAUUAUUUAUGGCUCUGAUGGGCAGGAAGCCCCCAUCUAUGAGCUGACUUCUUACUUCACUGGUUCAAAGUGCCCUUCCCUUGCAGGCAAGCCCAAAAUCUUUUUUAUUCAGGCUUGUCAAGGGGAUAACUACCAGAGAGGUAUAGCUGUUGAGACUGACUCCGAACAGAAGGAAGACUACUUAGAAAUGGACUCAUCAUUUCAGAAGAGAUAUAUCCCAGAUGAGGCUGAUUUUCUGCUGGGGAUGGCCACUGUGAACAACUGUGUUUCCUACCGAAACCCUACGGAGGGGACCUGGUAUAUCCAGUCACUUUGCCAGAGCCUAAGAGAAAGAUGUCCUAGGGGCGAAGAUAUCCUCACCAUCCUUACUGAGGUGAACUUUGAAGUGAGCAAUAAGGAUGACAAGAAAAACAUGGGGAAACAAAUGCCACAACCUACUUUCACACUGAGGAAAAAACUCUUCUUCCCUCUUAAUUGAUGCUGUUUAGUUGCAUAACACUAUGCUUAAUUUAUUUGUUAGUAAAAUGCUGCUAUCAGCUUAUUUUUUUUCUUUUGGAUGGCAGGAAGGGGAGAGAAUGGAAGUCAGGAAAACUUAAUUCCUAUGCAAAUUCAAGCCUAAACCUCUGGCUUUGCAAUAAUAACUAUUGGAGAUUGAUAGCCACAGGCAUGGUUUUAAUUUUAUUUUUGAUUCAAUGAAAAAGUUCCUAAAAAACUUACAGUAGAUAAAAAAUACAAUAAGUAUAAAUGAAAUGUAACAUCAUAAAGUUCAAAAGCAGUGGCAGAAUGUUCUUUGUACAUCUCUCAUCUGCUUUCAACCUAGAAUCAUUUUUCUAAAUGUUUGUGAGAGACACAGAGCAUGAGUGUGGGGGUGGGGGUGGGCAGAGAGAGAGACACACACACAGAAUCUGAAGCAGGCUCCAGGCUCUGAGCUGUCAGCCCAGAGCCCCACACAGGGCUUGAACUCAUGAACUGUGAGGUGAUGACCUGGGCCAAAGUUGGGCGCUUAGCCAGCAGAGCCACCCAGGUGCCUCUCAACCUAGAGUCAUUUGAUUCCCUUCAAAUUGUUAAGCAUUAAAUAAAUAAAAAAUAAAAUAAAAUAAAAAGGAUGUUAUUCCAAAGCUUUAACCUGGGACACAGAGUUAAUGGUGGUGCAGAGAUUUCAUAAGGCAUAAGAAGACUGGAAGUGGAGAAAGCAAUUUCCCACUUGAGGACUCAGAAUUAAGUGAAUGUUGUUCAAGUAUUGGGAGAGGAUGUCAAGAAAACCAUAAUUCUCCUCCUUUCUGUGAAAGAACUAAUUCCUCAUUCUUGGUUCCUAUGAGAAUUUGUCAGGCUUACAUUCCUGCUAACUGGAUGUGAUUCUAUGGGGCAGAAUGUGAGGUACAACUGUAAAAGGUGUUGUUAAAAAGGAGACAGUAGGCCCCAAAUGGAGUCCCUUAUGCUAAACUCCAUGUCAGCAAAUUAAGACUUAAUACCUAACCAAAAUGCAAUUCCCCAGGAAUAUAAUCUUUAGUCAAUCAACAUGGAAUCACCUGGUUAGCACUGGUGAAAUAAUCCUCCUGAUUAACUCUUUCCCUUCCCCUUAGGAGAGUGACCUAAUUCAAUUUGAUCUUUAAAUUUACUCAGUUGAAUUUCUGUUGUUUAACACUAUGCAGGGGGAUGCCAGUGACCUCCUCUCAAAGGUCACUGAGGGAGAUUUUGUGAUCUGACCUAGCUAAGAAAACAAACAAACAAACAAAAACCUACCUCAUGUGUAAUGCUCCCACAUCCAACCUGAGCUCUUCUGGCAUGUGUGCUGGGCAAUCUCAGAAACAUGUGAGCCUCCUCUCCUGAG
Prionailurus viverrinus (fishing cat) is the source of this 2964-nucleotide messenger RNA. It is a transcript of the gene CASP8, whose product is annotated as caspase 8. The transcript is spliced from 9 exons. Gene Ontology annotation, molecular function: cysteine-type endopeptidase activity; protein binding. The record is from RefSeq and is a predicted model, not a curated record. Gene Ontology annotation, biological process: negative regulation of extrinsic apoptotic signaling pathway via death domain receptors; apoptotic process; proteolysis. Bases 172 to 1611 code for a protein of 479 amino acids. NCBI's taxonomy places the organism in Eukaryota, Metazoa, Chordata, Mammalia, Carnivora, Felidae.